This is a messenger RNA of Acipenser ruthenus (sterlet), 3293 nucleotides long. Its product is annotated as gamma-aminobutyric acid receptor subunit rho-1-like. Lineage: Eukaryota; Metazoa; Chordata; Actinopteri; Acipenseriformes; Acipenseridae. The record is from RefSeq and is a predicted model, not a curated record. Gene Ontology annotation, biological process: monoatomic ion transmembrane transport; regulation of membrane potential; signal transduction. Bases 307 to 1743 code for a protein of 478 amino acids. Gene Ontology annotation, molecular function: GABA-A receptor activity; extracellular ligand-gated monoatomic ion channel activity; neurotransmitter receptor activity. The transcript is spliced from 10 exons. Gene Ontology annotation, cellular component: neuron projection; membrane; GABA-A receptor complex.
UAUUCUAGUCACCUGAACCUGCGAGUAACAAAUCCUGAGGACUGGUUGCGGAGACGCACGCAUUCCGAAAGAAAAUCCCUACCAUCUGACGUAGAGGGAUUUACAGGUUCAGAUGGAAUUGCUUUUCCCACUGUAGAGAUUAAAUACUCUGGAUGCAUUUGUGCAUAACUGGGCAUUGUUACACUGUUAAGGCAAACGAGAAGGUUCUAGAGGGCUGUGAAGAUUUGGGUGUUCACCUUGGAUACUUGUGAAUUUCACAUUUGGAUUACCUACAACUGGCUACCACUUUCUUAGGUUGUUGGCACCAUGCGAUUUGGUGUUGUCUUGCUGCUUUGCUUGUGGGUGCUGGGGGCUGCAGGAAGAGCAGCUGAAUACAAGAGGCACAUGCAUGAAGGGCACAGGAGAGGCAGGGCUCACAGACUAAGAAGAGAAGCUUCUAAAGAAGAUGACGGGGGAAGGCAUAAAAAGGGCAGCCCCAUCCUGAAAAGAAGUCCUGAUGUAACAAAAUCUGUAUUGACAAAAUCAGAGCAGCUUCUCCGAAUCGAUGACCAUGAUUUCUCAAUGAGGCCUAGUUUUGGAGGGCCUGCAAUCCCAGUUGGUGUGGACGUGCAGGUAGAAAGCCUCGACACCAUUUCUGAAGUGGAUAUGGACUUCACCAUGACUCUGUACCUGAGGCACUACUGGAAGGAUGAGCGGCUGUCUUUCCAAAGCACCAACAACCUCAGCAUGACAUUCGAUGGCAGGCUGGUGAAAAAGAUCUGGGUCCCCGAUAUGUUUUUCGUUCAUUCGAAGAGAUCGUUCAUCCACGACACGACGACGGACAAUGUGAUGCUGCGCGUGCACCCAGAUGGGAAGGUGCUGUACAGCCUCAGGGUUACAGUUACAGCCAUGUGCAACAUGGACUUCAGCCGCUUCCCUUUGGACACCCAGAGCUGUUCACUGGAGAUCGAGAGCUACGCCUACACUGACGAAGAUCUAAUGCUGUACUGGAUGAAAGGAAAUGACUCUCUUAAGACAGACGAAAGGAUAUCUUUGUCCCAGUUCCUCAUACAAAAGUUCCAUACAACUACAAAGCUAGCAUUUUACAGCAGUACAGGUUGGUACAACCGUCUGUAUAUCACCUUCACGCUCCGUCGGCACAUCUUCUUCUUCCUGCUCCAGACCUAUUUCCCAGCCACUCUGAUGGUCAUGCUGUCCUGGGUGUCCUUCUGGAUCGACCGCAGGGCUGUGCCGGCUCGAGUCCCGUUAGGUAUCACCACGGUACUGACCAUGUCCACCAUCAUCACUGGAGUCAAUGCAUCGAUGCCCAGGGUCUCCUACAUCAAGGCUGUGGACAUCUACCUGUGGGUCAGUUUUGUGUUUGUGUUCCUGUCGGUGCUGGAGUACGCUGCAGUGAACUACCUGAGUACUGUGCAGGAGCGCAAAGAGAGGAAGAUGAGAGACAAGUCCCAGCUUCCCUGUACCUGUGGUCCGUCUCACCCGCAGCCCAUGAGGAUGGAUCCCAGCUACAGUGAGGGGGAUCUCAACACCGGCUCUUAUGGGAUGCCUGGGAAUGGGGACAGGCAGGAAAGGAUUAUAGUGCAUUUGGCUCUGGGGGACAGGCGCCCCACAAGCAGGAGGAAAGGGUCCCGCGGAUACGUCAGCAUGUGGAUUGACACGCACGCCAUUGACAAGUACUCUCGAGUGAUCUUUCCCGGCGCCUACAUCCUUUUCAAUAUAAUAUACUGGUCCAUUUACUGCUAGUCUAAGGGCACAAUCCACAGCAUCCGCUGAACCAGAUCAAGACACUGAACGUUGAAUGUUUGUGCAUAAGUAGAAAUACUGUUGCUUUCUUGUUUAUUGUCAAUUGUUUGGUUUUUUUUGUGAAUUUAGCAUCCCCUGCAAGCUAAAAUCUAGACUACUCCACCCCGUAGUUUAACCAGGAGCAAAGAGGCGCUCCGAAUACCCAAUUUGAUUUUGUAAACAACCUUUGGUUCCCCACUCAAGACCUUAUCAAAUAAAUGAAUAACCAAGUAAACAGAUUGCAAUAAAAUAUAUUUUUAUUAAGGUCACAGGUUUAAAAGCAUUGUUGGUAAUGGUUACAAUAAGAGCAAUACAAAUGAGGCUGACUAACAACUUAAAUGCAAAAUAUUUCCAGCAGUACCGCUAGACACCACCAGGGGAGAAAAGCAACAAGCUGCAGUUAAAUUAAAGGCCACUACGCAAUCGAAAAUUCCAAGCAGGGAGACGGAACGGAAUAAAAACAAAUAUACUGAUCCACAAAAGAAACGCAACACUCAGCUUUAAUGGCUUUAACCAAAUAUUUAAACAUAGAUAUCAACAAAAAUCAUAGAAAAUGCGAACAAAAAUACAGAUCAAAGAAUCAUGAUAAGUUUUCAGUAUAAAACGUGACACACUGUCAAAAUGAAAACAUUACAAAGUAUCGGGUAUGACCUCCCUGAGCAUUAACACAAUCCUGGCAGCGUACCUUUCGCUCUUCUUGCGUUAAUGUGUUUUUCAAAUGGCUAUUUAUACAGGUUCUUAAUCAACUCAUUUUGGCAAUUUUAACUCAACACUGAGCUCAGUAUUCUCAAUACUACUCAAACAAUCAACAAACCUAUCUGCUCACUAAAAUGUAAACAUUAUGUAUGUGCCCAAUGAGCUAUUGAUGUAAAACUUAGACUGUUGAGUAUAUACAUGUGAUUUAUAUAUAUAUAUAUAUAUGUCUGGAACAGGAGGUUAGACUGGGGGUAAUCGCACAUUAUACAACUAUACGAUAUUUAAUUUACAAAACAGUCUGCAAGACACAGCCACAAGCAGCUUUGGUCAUACCAAACGCUCAAAUUAGUUUUACGUUUAUGCACUUGAAGUAAUUGUUUGGGUAGCCCUAUAUGGCAAGCCAAAUUAUCACGUAGAGUUAUCUCAAAAUGAAUUACAGAUAUCUUUAAAUUGAGCUUUAAAUGAGAUAUCUAAAAUGCAUUUUUAGAUAUCUUUAAAUCGUUUUAAGACAUCUCUAAAUGUUUUUGAGGAAUCUUUAAACACUUUUCAGAUAUCUCUAAAUCAUUUAGAGAUAUCUCUAAAUGAUUUGAAGAUAUCUUCAAAUAACGUCCUGUUCAUUUGGAGAUAUCAUUAAAUAGACCGGCAGUCCAUUCAAAACAAAGAGUAUUUUCACAGGAAGUUAUUUCGAGAUAUCUUGAAAUGGCUUCCUGUUCAUUUGAAGACAUCUUCAAAUGCUUUGGAGACAACAGGAAGUUAUUUGAAGAUAUCUUCAAAUGAUUUAGAUAUCUUUAAAUAAUAUGUGGAUUUGGCUAGCA